Molecule: messenger RNA, 1372 nt
Organism: Erigeron canadensis
Lineage: Eukaryota; Viridiplantae; Streptophyta; Magnoliopsida; Asterales; Asteraceae
Exons: 5
Coding region: 263-1090 (275 amino acids)
Molecular function (GO): ubiquitin binding
Source: RefSeq, a predicted model, not a curated record
CACAAACCGAAAAAUAAAUAAAUACUCGUAUUAAAUAUUGAAACCAUAUGUAUCAACGUUGAAGAAAACCCAUAUAUAUCUGAUAUCCCUAUACUCUAUAUUAUCUCCUCCAUCUUCACCAACCAUCCAAAACCCUAACCCUAAUUUUAUCCACCCCAAAAUUCCUAAUCAGACACAAACACACAUGACCGAACGAUUAUAAUCAGAUCAAAUCGAGUCGAAUCAACACCAGAUUCAUUAUUUAUUUAUUUUCUAACAAACGAUGUCUGCGAUAGUGUGCGGGAAGAGAUCUUUCUUUGAAGAUAAUAAUAAUAACAUUUCAACUUCCCCCAAUUCCGCGUCUUCUCAGCCGCCUUCUAAAAAACUCCGCUGCUUUUCUUCCACUUCCCCUGUCCGGUUUUCGUCUUUCGUUACUUCUCCGCCUUCCCCGUCUCUUAUCGAUAAGCUCUUAUCGGUUUUCCCCAAUAUGGAUAAGAAGCUUUUGGAGAAAGCAUUGGAAAAGAGUGGAAAUGACUUGGAUUCCGCUAUUAAGAGUCUUAACGAGCUCUGUCUUGGAUAUGUGGAUGGAACGUCGGAUUCGCCAGUGCAGUCAAAUGCGGUAAAUGAUAAAGGCCCUGCUACUUCCAGUGAUAAUGUUUCUUCGGAGAACUCAUCGGCUCAUGACAACAAUCCUAAAAGUGGCCCGGAAUGGGUUGAGUUAUUUGUUACUGAAAUGACAAGUUCUACCAGCAUCGAUGAUGCUAGACUUCGAGCCAUGAGGGUACUUGAAAGUUUGGAGAAAUCUAUAACCAACCGUGCUGCUGGUGAGGCUGCAGGAACCCAUCACAAGGAAACCCUAGCACUCAAGCAACAAAUCGAAGUGCUUCUGCGGGAGAACACAAUACUGAAACGUGCAGUAGCCAUUCAGCAUGAACGUCAAAAAGAGUAUGAUGAGAGGAACCAGGAGGUGCAACAGUUGAAGCAGAUGUUAUCCCAAUAUCAAGAGCAGUUGAGGACACUUGAGGUGAAUAACUAUGCAUUGACAAUGCAUCUGCAACAAGCUCAGGAACACAACUCUAUUCCUGGACGGUUCCAUCCUGACGUCUUCUAAUAAAGAGGUAAAAGCCGUGUGGAGAGCUAAACAAUGUGCUUCGUUAUAUUAUGGGGCAUGCUGGUAGAUUUUGGUUAUAAAUAUUGUUUGUGUGAAAGUCUACAACGGCAAGUAGAUUAUAUAGUCUGUUAUAUUUAUGAAAUACAUUGCUCUUGUAUGCUUGUUUGGUUGAUUUAAAAUAUUGAGACAUCAGUUUAAUAUUUUUGAGCUUUGUUGUGAUAUACAGUAUUUAUUAUUCUUAUAAAUUAAUCUUCAAGGGGAAAUCUACCCUUUUUUCUAGUA